Messenger RNA from Choloepus didactylus (southern two-toed sloth), 6855 nucleotides. RefSeq names its product FER tyrosine kinase (gene FER). The transcript is spliced from 20 exons. The coding region runs from base 383 to 2851 and encodes 822 amino acids. Lineage: Eukaryota; Metazoa; Chordata; Mammalia; Pilosa; Megalonychidae. The record is from RefSeq and is a predicted model, not a curated record. Gene Ontology annotation, molecular function: ATP binding; non-membrane spanning protein tyrosine kinase activity. Gene Ontology annotation, biological process: chemotaxis; peptidyl-tyrosine phosphorylation; cell adhesion.
GCCCGCCUUCCACCCACGCCCAUUGGUUGUGGCCUUGCGGGUGCCCGGAGACCGGAGUGCAGCGGGGUUGGCUGUAGAGGUUUGUGACAGCGGUACCUAUUGGCUGGGCCGGCCUCCUUGACACGGGGUGGUGACUGGCUCCUGGGUCUGAGGGGCUCCUGCUUGUCAGGUUCUAGCUCAUUUUUUCUGGCUAGACCUAUGACUAUUCCUGUGAGACCUCACUGCACGUUUUCUCAAGGGUGUUCCUCAUCCCUAAUGUGUAGUAUUGCAACAUGGACCUGCUACUUUAGCUAAGAUACGACCAGCAUGAAUAGUAGUAAGAUAUGUGCUGAUUAGAAGGCUCAUUUGUGCAUUGUGGAGGAUAAGACAGUGCCUUACAAAAAUGGGGUUUGGGAGUGACCUGAAGAAUUCACAUGAAGCUGUGUUAAAAUUGCAAGACUGGGAAUUACGGUUACUGGAAACAGUGAAGAAAUUUAUGGCCCUGAGAAUAAAAAGUGAUAAAGAAUAUGCAUCUACUUUACAGAACCUUUGUAAUCAAGUUGAUAAGGAAAGUACUAUCCAAAUGAAUUAUGUCAGCAAUGUAUCCAAGUCUUGGCUGCUUAUGAUUCAGCAGACAGAACAACUUAGUAGGAUAAUGAAGACACAUGCAGAGGAUCUAAACUCGGGACCCUUACACAGGCUUACCAUGAUGAUCAAGGAUAAGCAGCAGGUGAAGAAAAGUUACAUUGGUGUUCACCAGCAGAUAGAGGCAGAGAUGAUCAAGGUUACAAGGACAGAAUUGGAGAAAUUAAAAUCCAGCUAUAGACAGUUAAUAAAAGAAAUGAAUUCUGCCAAAGAGAAAUAUAAAGAAGCUUUAGCUAAAGGGAAAGAAACUGAGAAGGCCAAGGAACGCUAUGACAAAGCCACAAUGAAGCUUCAUAUAUUGCAUAAUCAGUAUGUAUUGGCAUUGAAAGGGGCACAGCUUCAUCAGAAUCAGUAUUAUGAUACCACGCUUCCUCUGCUCCUGGACUCCUUACAGAAGAUGCAAGAAGAAAUGAUAAAGGCACUGAAAGGUAUAUUUGAUGAAUACAGCCAGAUAACCAGUCUUGUUACAGAGGAAAUAGUGAAUGUCCAUAAAGAGAUUCAGUUGUCAGUUGAACAGAUAGAUCCUAGCACAGAAUACAACAAUUUCAUAGAUGUUCACAGAACAACAACUGCUAAAGAACAAGAAAUUGAAUUUGAUACUUCCUUACUGGAAGAAAAUGAAAACCUUCAAGCAAAUGAAAUCAUGUGGAAUAAUUUAACAGCAGAAAGUUUACAAGUAAUGUUAAAAACUUUAGCAGAAGAACUUAUCCAGACACAGCAGAUGCUUUUAAACAAAGAGGAAGCUGUACUGGAACUAGAGAAGAGAAUUGAAGAAUCUUCUACAGCCUAUGAAAAAAAGUCUGAUAUUGUGCUUCUGCUGAGCCAAAAGCAGACACUUGAAGAGCUGAAACAGUCAGUUCAGCAGCUGAGAUGCAGUGAGGCCAAGUUUGCAGCACAGAAAGGACUCCUAGAGCAAAAAGUGCAAGAAAAUGAUGGGAAAGAGCCACCUCCAGUAGUAAAUUAUGAAGAAGAUGCACGAUCAGUUACAUCUAUGGAAAGAAAGGAGAAGUUAUCCAAAUUUGAGUCUCUUCGUCAUUCAAUUGCUGGAAUAAUUAGGUCUCCAAAAUCUGCACUGGGCUCUUCAGCAUUCUGUGAUGUGAUCUCCUUAAGUGAGAAGCCUCUGGCAGAACAGGACUGGUACCAUGGUGCAAUUCCCAGAAUAGAAGCUCAAGAUCUGUUAAAACAACAAGGAGACUUCUUGGUGCGAGAGAGUCAUGGGAAACCUGGUGAAUAUGUCCUUUCUGUAUAUUCUGAUGGACAAAGGAGACACUUUAUCAUACAAUUUGCUGAUAAUCUCUAUCGGUUUGAAGGCACUGGAUUUUCAAACAUUCCUCAACUUAUAGAUCAUCACUAUACAACCAAACAGGUUAUCACUAAGAAGUCAGGUGUCGUUCUGCUGAAUCCUAUUGCUAAGGAUAAGAAAUGGAUUCUCAAUCAUGAAGAUGUCACAUUGGGAGAAUUACUGGGCAAGGGAAAUUUUGGUGAAGUAUAUAAGGGCACAUUAAAGGAUAAAGCUGCUGUUGCUGUUAAAACAUGUAAAGAAGAUCUUCCUCAGGAAUUGAAAAUAAAAUUUUUACAAGAAGCCAAAAUUCUCAAGCAAUAUGAUCAUCCCAAUAUUGUCAAACUUAUAGGAGUCUGCACACAAAGACAGCCUAUCUACAUCAUUAUGGAACUGAUUCCAGGAGGUGAUUUCCUCUCCUUUCUGAGAAAGAAGAAGGAUGAACUAAAACUCAAACAGUUAGUGAAAUUUUCAUUAGAUGCUGCUUCUGGUAUGGCAUAUCUUGAGAGUAAAAAUUGUAUACACAGGGACCUUGCUGCAAGAAACUGCCUGGUAGCAGAAAAUAAUGUUCUGAAAAUCAGUGACUUUGGAAUGUCUCGUCAAGAGGAUGGUGGAGUGUAUUCAUCUUCUGGCUUAAAGCAGAUUCCUAUUAAAUGGACGGCACCAGAAGCUCUCAAUUAUGGAAGAUACAGUUCUGAGAGUGAUGUGUGGAGCUUUGGCAUCCUCCUCUGGGAGACCUUCAGUUUAGGGGUCUGUCCAUACCCUGGAAUGACAAAUCAGCAAGCACGAGAGCAAGUGGAAAGAGGAUACCGAAUGUCAGCCCCUCAGCACUGCCCAGAGGAUAUUUUUAAAAUAAUGCUGAAGUGUUGGGAUUAUAAACCUGAAAACCGUCCCAAGUUUGGUGAACUUCAGAAAGAGCUCGCUGCCAUCAAGAGGAAAGCCACAUAGUAAUGAAGCCAUGUCAAGCCCAGCCUUCAGGACUCUGUCUUCCAGCAGAAUAAUAUUGUUGUUUUUCAUUAGCAAUGAGUUUAUACCACAUUACCUGCAACAGUCUUCUAAGGUUAUUUUUUUAUUGACUUAAAAAAAAAAAUGUGCCACUUUAGAAAAAGGUAAAAGACAAAUGCAUUCAGGAAAUAGUUCUACCAAGGGCUUUAUUAGUUAAUCACAGCAAUCCUGCCGUUUCAGGCCAUUGUAAAUAGAAAAGCACAGGCUCUAAAUGUGAGGGAUAACAGAUAAUCUUUUUCACAUCUGAGCCUGUUGAUGUUUCUCAAAGGUUUUCUACUUCAGGCACAGUUGAUGGGCUGCCAUCCUACCACACAGACACCUACGGGAUUGGUGCUAAAACUGCAUUGGCAACACCAUGCUUGCAGGACACAUUCCAAAGUUGGCUUUCCACUCUGCGACACGAGAUAUUUGUAAAAAUCAUUUUAUAUUGGUUAUUUGGUACCCCUAGGGUUUUCUUUUUUUGCCAGAAGUAAGCCCCGUUUAAGAAUCAUCAUGUUUCUGCUCUAUUAGUAAGGUUGUUUUUCCCUCCUCCUUUGUCCAAACAUCAGAAAACUAUGCAUGAAAUAUCCUCAGAGAGUGCACUCUUUGAGUUGAGGCUUUUAAAGGAUAUUAUAGAGAGCUAUGACAGCAGGAAGUUGAACAGAAGGGUGGUCUGGAGAAAAGAGUGGUGAUCAAAGUAGAGAAGUAAAGGAGAAUAUAAAAAGUCAGCAUUCUUACCAUAGUUAUGCCUUUAUAAACUGACACACAGCAUUUUUAAAUUUUAUGAUCUAAAUUAACCAAAAAGAUCCUAAGAAAAGUUUCAGGAAUUCAUAGAUAGGUUGCUACUAAGAGGGCGCUUUUAUUUUUAUUUAUUUAUUUUUUGUUUGUUUGUUUAGAGAAAGUAUAAAGCACAAGUCCACAGAAAUGACAAGCAGAAGUGAGCUAAGUAUCUUCACCUCAAAGGAGCCAUCCCCAAAUUUAGUUCCCUUCAUUCAUACCAGAUUCAGAAGCUGUCAGUAUUUCUUAUUCCCAGUUCACACACACUCAUGUGCAUUCACCCACACACAUACUACGGUACAGACGAGCAAGGCAGCUGUGAAUGAAGUCGAUGGUUAAGAAGUCAAGUGAGUAUCAGUGGGGAAAAAUUAAAUUUGGAGAAAGACAUGGGGACAGCCAUCUUGUGGCCACUUAUCCCUUCAUUUACCCUUACUCCAUUACCUGGAGAGUCUUGUCAUUUGCUGCCAGAUAUGUGUACAUAGUUCCAGAUGUGUCCAUGUGGAUAAAAUGUGCAAGAGUUAAAACUAGGAUUCUGUUGCGCUGAAUCUUGGGUGCAUCUAGGAAACUUCCCCCAUGUCCUCUAUGUAGUUGCCUCAGGAUAAAUAAGUAUAAGAGAUGAUCACUCUCAAGGGUAAGUGUGGCAUGGGAGCCUUUUACAAGUGCUCAGGCCCAUGUCCAGAUAGCACCUCCUAGGAUAUUUGGUUUACCUUAUUGGAAGAGCCUAAAGGAAAGAAAAUUCCUCCUGCCCUCUCUAGCUGUUUGCUGCGUAUGAGUAUCAGUACACACAACUCUCAUCAGUACUUUAAAAAGUAUAAAGGAUGAUGCUGAAGAGAAAAAUAGCUUGUGUCUAUCAUUUCAAUCUCCUUGCAAGUUUUGUACACAUUUAAUGAUUACUACAUUCAGACUAAAAUGAAAGAAUAGCUUGCCCUCAAAAAUGUGUUGCAGCAUACAAGACAGCUUUUUAAUCAGUGUGGUCUUCUCUUCUACCAAAUGUUAUAAAUAAUUGGACCUUCUUUUCAUGGCACAUACCCUGGUAAAUCAAAGCACAGACUUAUUAAGUGCUAUGGUCUUCAGGCAUUUGCCAGCCUUCAAGGAAGAAUAAAAUGGGCUAAUUCCACCCUUUUGUCAAUAUUCCCAAGUAAAUCUCUCUGUUUAUAAUAUUCUUUGUCUUCUUAAAGAAAGUAGCUUCUCAUCACUUAGCAAAUUCACUAGUAAGCCUCAGCAAGAAGAGAGAAUGAUAGUUUUGGCUUUAAUUUUGUGAACAAGCCCUGAAGCUUAAUCCUUGCAUUCAUGAACUGGCAUUCAUGAACCUGGCAUUGAUAUCUUACUCAUCCAGACUGUUAGGAUUUGCAAUCUACAUCAUAACCUGGGCUUAAGUUUAAAAAGCUUUUCAAAACAUCCUGACAUCUGCAGCACUUAAAUUCUAUUUUAGUCUUUGUCUCAAAGCACAGAGUGGUAUAGUUCAGGAUUAAUAGCUCAUUGGGAAUCUUUCAGGAUCAGUUGUACAUUAUAUUGUAUUUAAUAUAGGCACAUGCUUUAAGAAAAAUUUAUGCAAAUCAUUUUUUAGUUAAUUCUGUUGUAUUUGAGGCAUAAUUUAUUCAUCCCUUCUGUCACUGAUAAUUAUUGGAAUUAUGUACUUUAGGAAGCUAAUCCAUACCCCAAAAGCUCACAUAUGAAUACUAUUGUGAAUAUAGAGCCAAUUGAUACAGAGAAAGGAGGCUUCGGAGAUGCACAAAAUACUGUUACUUGCUUAGUAAAAAUACAGUUCUAACCAAAAUUGCCACUGGCCUGGAUAUAAUUAACUCAGGUCACAAAUCUUUGUGUUCUUAAUGAGUUAUCCAAGAGUUGCAUAUAUCACUCCUUUAAUAAUUCUUUAAAGUUAUGAGUACUGGGGGUACAGCCCAGGAAGUCUGACUCUGACCUGCAUUUAUAUACCUUCAAUCACCAACGAGCCUGAGGAAUAUUUAGGUAGUUCAUUUUUCAAGGAAAGAAAUUUUUAAUGUCAUUAAAAUAAUGUCAUUAUUACAAACAUGUGAAGCCUAAAUUAAUUUUGUAUUCCAUGUAAUCUAAGGUUACUUCCCAACACCAACUUACUUUUUUCUUCCAGAGAAAUAAAGGAUUCAGUUUGCUUAAACUUUUAAAAACAGGCUUUACUUCAGCCAACCCUGUCACUAGGUCCCCAGUGAAAGGUCUCAUGUAGUUGUUUCUUUUUUAUCUCUCAAAUUUAAUAUGGGUGAUAGAGUUCUGUCUAUAAUUCACCAUUUUUUUCAACAUACAAAAUUCUGAAACAUCUUACUGGCAGAUCAGUAUAUACCAUGAGCCCAGUUAUUGUGCAGAAUACAUUUCACAAUUGUUUUUCAUUUUAGAGUUAUUUUUAUUCACUUUGAAAGCAAAAUGUUUAGUCAUUGAAAUAGUUUUAGUUUCCUUUAAACCAUGAUGUGGUUUUCCUGUCUAUUAUACUCAUGUCUCAGUUUUGCCAUAUAGUUUUCUAUACUUUUUGGCUAUACCGCUAAAAUAAUACUUCACAACACCGUUGUUAGACUGUGUCGAGAAGAAAGCAUUUAAAUUAUAUGCCUCAUCCUGAAGACCUUGUCAUGAGAUAAGGAUAAAAAUCAGAAUGCAGCAAUACAUGCCUGGAUCACUUUUCACUGUUAUGCAGAGUUCUCAGUCACACCACUUUCUAAUUUGUUCCUUUGAGUCCUCAGAUGUUCUCAGAGUGUACCUGAAACCUUACUUAGUAUACACUGUGUGCCCUAUUUUGUGGCCACAUGCCCUUUGAAGUAAGAUUAAGUAAUAAUAUUUUCUGUCAAGGACUUGACUCAGCCUUCUUUUUACAUCUAUUCCCUUUAUCACACCAUUGAAUGUUUAUAUGUCUCAACAGCAGAACUGAUUGUCCAUAAGCAGUAUUCUGAGUCAUAGAAAGCCUGACUUGUACUUAGGAGGUCAGAGGCCUCACAUAGAACAGAGCAUAAUGCAAAAUAAAAAAAGCAACAAAGGGGCAGAAAAUUGAAAAAAAUAUAUCUUAUGUAUUAAUUAAAUGGAGUCAAAUUUUAUAUGCAAAUCAGUUUAUAUUUCCAUUAUACUAUUGAGUUAGCAUGAAAGUCGAUCAAAACAAAGGUGUCACCUCUUUUGUUAUUAAUUCCAGUUUGAUUAUACAUGCCAGAAUUGUUUUAUUAAACAUCUUAAUUUUA